UUUUAACAUAAAACUACUCCAAAUGUUUUGCCUAUUUCUUGAAGUAUAUACAAAAGGUUUUCUCUAUAUUAAGUCUGGCAUUUUGCACUUUUUUGUAUUAUAACACCACUAAACCAAAGUUUAAUAUUUAAUUACCCCCUUAUUUACACUGAAAAAGACUCUCCAACCCCCAUGAAAAUCAUAUUUUCCUUCUUCAUCAUUUGUCUAUUGGUGAAUUCUGAGUCCAUUAGCCGUUCUGAUUUUCCAGAGGGAUUCAUCUUUGGAACUUCUUCUUCAGCUUAUCAGUUUGAAGGUGCUGUGGAUGAAGGAAACAAGGGAAUUAGCAUAUGGGAUACUUUCAUCAAAAGACCAGGAAGAAUACUGGACUUCAGCAAUGCAAACACAGCAGUUGAUCAAUAUCAUCGUUUUCAUAGUGACAUAGACUUGAUGAAGAAUAUAGGAAUGGAUGCCUAUAGAUUCUCAAUUUCUUGGACACGAAUUUUCCCAAAUGGAACAGGGGAACCAAAUCCAGAAGGAAUUGAAUACUACAACAAUCUCAUAGAUGCCUUACUAGAAAAAGGAAUUCAACCUUAUGUAACUUUAUUUCACUGGGAUCUACCACAAAAGCUUGAAGAUUCGUACGAAGGAUUUUUAAGCAAUCGAAUAAUAAAAGAAUUUGAACGAUAUGCUAUUACCUGUUUCAAAGCAUUUGGAGAUAGAGUGAAGCAUUGGAUCACCUUUAACGAGCCUCAUGGUUUUACAAUUCAAGGUUAUGACUUUGGAAUUCAAGCUCCAGGAAGGUGCUCUAUUCUUUUGCACUUGUUCUGCAGGAAAGGAAAAUCGUCCGUUGAGCCAUAUAUCAUAGCACAUAACAUUCUGUUGUCUCAUGCUGCUGCUUAUCAUGCUUACCACAAAAUGUUCAAGGCAAGUCAGCGAGGCAAAGUUGGGAUAGCAUUAGAUUCUAAAUGGUACGAGCCACAUUCAGAUUGUGAAGAGGACAGAGCUGCUGCAAGCAGAGCGAUGGAUUUUGGACUUGGCUGGUUCCUUGAUCCACUACUACUUGGGAAUUAUCCUCUUUCAAUGCAGAAGUUGGUGGCUGAAAGACUGCCCAAGAUCACUCCCUAUGAGGCAAAACUGCUAAAGGGAUCUAUUGAUUUUCUUGGCAUCAAUCACUAUACCACGUUAUAUGCACGGAACGAUAGAGUAAGGACCAUGAAGUUAAUGUUUCACGAUGCUUACUCCGACUCUGCUGUGCUAACUACUCCUUACAGGCGUGGAGUCGCAAUAGGAGAAAAGGCUGCAUCUGGUUGGCUACGUAUCGUCCCAUGGGGCAUUAGGAAGUUGAUGAAUUACAUCAAAGAUAAAUAUGGAAACCCGUUGGUGAUGAUUACUGAAAACGGUAUGGAUGAACCAAACAAAUCACAUAUAGCGUUAAACGAUGCUUUACAAGAUGAAAGGAGAAUAACUUACCACAGAGACUAUCUUUCGAAUCUCUCUGCUGCAAUAAGGGAAGACAACUGCAAUAUCAAAGGUUACUUUGUUUGGUCACUACUUGAUAACUGGGAAUGGAACUCAGGUUAUACUGUAAGGUUUGGACUAUACCAUGUAGACUUCAAGAACAAUCUCACUAGGACACCAAAAUCCUCUGCUAAGUGGUUCAAAAGCAUGCUUACAUCGGAGAGAUAUCUGAACGCGUUAUUAUGAAAUGUGUUUUUCAUUUGAUUUCAACGAUGCUAGAAGCGAAUUAAGAUGA
This is a messenger RNA of Solanum tuberosum (potato), 1732 nucleotides long. RefSeq names its product putative beta-glucosidase 41. The record is from RefSeq and is a predicted model, not a curated record. Gene Ontology annotation, biological process: carbohydrate metabolic process. Gene Ontology annotation, molecular function: beta-glucosidase activity. The coding region runs from base 172 to 1683 and encodes 503 amino acids. The transcript has 13 exons. NCBI's taxonomy places the organism in Eukaryota, Viridiplantae, Streptophyta, Magnoliopsida, Solanales, Solanaceae.